CCACACUCCUCACCAGUUGAUGGCGGUAAUGCACCAAUUCGUUGUUUACCAACAGCCAAUAAACAUCAAGAAGAAGAAGAUGAUCACCGCUCACCAGUAGCUCCUUUUAAUUAUUUGCUGUUGGACGGUUUCAUAUGCAUGAAUAUUCGGAACGGCUCGGUCCAGCACUAACCAGACCCAACAAGGAACCAGUACAGCAGGCGUACCGGUUCCGACUGACCGCUGGAUCCGUUCCAUAAGUCAGAGGAUAAGUUGGACUCCCACACGGCCUGUAGCUGAAGCUCCAUCGAGGUUUCAGCUCAGAACGCUUCUUCCAAGACCUUCAGAUGAAGACUCCGAACAUCUGAAGACCAAAGAGGUGCUGGAGCUUCCAAGCCAGGAGCAAAAUGAAGGAGGAAAACCAGGAGAUGAAGAUUGAGGUGGAGGAGGAGAAGCAUGAGAUGAAGACUGAGGUGGAGGAGGAGAAGCUUGAGGUGAAGAUUGAGGUGGAGGAGGAGAAGCAUGAGAUGAAGACUGAGGUGGAGGAGGAGAAGCUUGAGGUGAAGAUUGAGGUGGAGAAGGAGAGCCAUGAGGUGAAAACGGAGCUGAAGCAGGAGAUGGAUGAGGAAGUUGAAGUUGAGGAGUACCAAGAGAAGCACCAGGACAGAAGACCAGACCACCACACUUCAAACACCACAAGCCAAACCGACCCAGUCGCCUCCUCUGGUCCUACAGAUCUACAGGAACAUGAAGAGCAUCAUCAGACAGAUGGAGACCUCACCGCACCAUCUACUGGAACGAUUCAUGGUCAGACUGGAAAAAAGCCAUACAGUUGUAACCAGUGUGGAGCAACUUUCAAAACCAAACCUUAUUUACGACGACAUCAACGGAUCCACACUGGAGAGAGACUACACAGAUGUGACCAGUGUGGAGCAACUUUCAAAACCAAACCUUAUUUACAGAGACAUCAAGCGAUCCACAGUCAAGAGAGACCCUACAGCUGUGACCAGUGUGGAGCAACUUUUAAAACUAAAUAUUAUUUAAAGAUACAUAAACGGAUCCAUACUCGAGAGACACCAUACAGCUGUGAUCAUUGUGGAGCAACAUUUCAAACUAAAUCUUAUUUAAAAGUACACAUCCGGAUUCACACUGGAGAGAGACCAUAUAGCUGUGACCAGUGUGGGGCAACUUUUAAAAGUAAACCUGAUUUACAGAGACAUCAGUGGAUCCAUACUGAAGGAAAACCAUACAGUUGUGAUGAGUGUGGAGCAACUUUCCAAACCAAGACCUAUCUAAGGAUGCAUAAGCUGAUCCACACUGGAGAAAGACCAUACAGCUGUGACCAGUGUGGAGCAACUUUUAAAACUAAAUCUUAUUUACAGAUACAUCAACGGUUCCACACUGGAGCUAGACCAUACAGCUGUGACCAAUGUGGAGAAUCUUUUCACACUAAAUCACAUUUAAAUAUACACAAACAGGUCCACACUGGAGAGAGACCAUACAUCUGUGACCAGUGUGGAGCAACGCUUAAAACUAAAUUUAAUUUAAAAAUACAUCAGCGGAUUCACACUGGAGAGAGACCAUACAGUUGUGACCAGUGUGAAGCAGCUUUUAAAGCAAAACCUGAUUUAAAGAGACACCAACGGAUCCACACAGGAGAGAGACCAUACAGUUGUGACCAGUGUGGAGCAGCUUUUCAGACUACAUCUGGUUUAAAGAUACACAAUCGGAUCCACACUGGAGUUAGACCAUACAGCUGUGACCGCUGUGGAGCAACACUUAAAACCAAAUUUAAUUUAAAGAUGCAUAUACGGAUCCACACUGGAGAGAGACCAUACAGCUGUGAGCUGUGUGGAGCAACUUGUAAAACUAAACCUGACCUAAAGAAACAUCAACGAAUUCACACUGGAGAGAGACCAUGCAGCUGUGACCAAUGUGGAGCAACUUUUCAAACUAAAUCCCAUUUAAGUAGACAUCAACGGAUUCACACUUGAGAGAUCAUACAGCUGUGACCAGUGUGGGCAAACCCCUGGUAAAGGCCAUCACACAAUGGAAAACAGCCCUACUGGUGUAAGUUGUAUGGAAAACAGGGACUAUGGUGAUUAAAUACGUGCAAAUUAAAUCUGUUUAAUCUUAAACAAUGUUGAUGAGUACAACGGACACAUAUAAGCCAUUACUUUAACUGCCACACUUUUUAACUUUUGUAAUACAACCUAAUCAUAAAAGGUUUCAUGUGGGGCAUAGAAUCCAUUAUAACCAUAUGCUGAGAAGAGGCUUCAGCAGGAAGAUGUGGAAAAUGGUCAAGUAUUCACAUAUAAGGUUGUGUUCAUGUUAUUUGUCUUAUUUACCUCGCAACAAUCUUUACGUUCAUUGAUAUUGUUUAGUAAAGAAUGAUGAAGAAAAAUAAGCUGGUUUAAUGCUUUGAAGGUAAUGGAGAAACGUUGAGCAUGAUUAAAAUCAGUAGUGGUUGGACAGGAGGAUGAUUAUUGAUCAUUGUUAAAGUAAUAAUCAUAAUUAUAAUCAACCAUGAUGUUGGGACCCCAGCCAUGAGUUACAACACUAAAGGCCAGUAGGAACGUUUCUGGAACUUUCAAAAUAAAUCGCAAUAACCGAGUUCCAGCACAGCCAGGAACAGGGAAUAACGGCGGACUUUCCGUGACGUCACUGAAGCAAAGUGUGUUCCAGAGAGUUCCCAGCAGAGACCCUGUCUCUACAACGCCGAGUGGAGCAUUUGUUCCCGGUCUGAAGGAAGGACAACAGGACCGCAUCACCGUGGUUACAGCUGUAACGUGACCCCUCCCCCCAACACACACACAGCUACAGAGGUUAGGUUAACCCUUUGUUCACUGUGGAAGCUUUCCUCAACGCCCUGGAUAACUUUUCCUCAGCAUGGUUCACGUAAGAGGUUGUGUUGGGCAGAGAGAAGUAAUUUAGAAUGAAAUAAUCUAAACAACUUUUGGUUUUAUGACGUUUUGUUUGUGUUGAAAACUCAGCUAUCUUA
This is a messenger RNA of Girardinichthys multiradiatus, 2980 nucleotides long. Its product is annotated as zinc finger protein OZF-like. NCBI's taxonomy places the organism in Eukaryota, Metazoa, Chordata, Actinopteri, Cyprinodontiformes, Goodeidae. The transcript is spliced from 3 exons. Gene Ontology annotation, molecular function: DNA-binding transcription repressor activity, RNA polymerase II-specific. The record is from RefSeq and is a predicted model, not a curated record. Gene Ontology annotation, biological process: negative regulation of transcription by RNA polymerase II. Bases 387 to 1973 code for a protein of 528 amino acids.